AUGGCACACCCUCAGAACCUGUCGUGCGUCCUGUACGGGCCCGGCAAGGUUCGCUUUGAGCAGCGCCCGCUGCCCGUCAUUGCCGACGCGCACCAUGUCUUGGUUCGAAUUGCCUACGUGGGCGUCUGCGGAACCGAUGUGCGCUUCUGGACGCACGGGGGCAUGAUACGGACCGUGUCUGAAGACGAGCCGCUCGUCAUGGGCCACGAGGCGUCCGGGGUCGUCCAUGCCGUAGGCCCGUCAGUCACCCGGGUCCGACCUGGCGACCGCGUCGUCGUGGAACCCGGAUUCCCAUGUCACAAGUGCAAGUUGUGUCUCGGCGGUCGAUACAACCUGUGUCCGCACAUGAAGUUUGCCGCCGACCCUCCCCAGGACGGGACGCUCUCGUGUCUCUACCGGGUGGCGGAGCAGUACGUCUUCAAGAUCCCCAGCCUUCUGACCCUUCAAGAAGCGGUCCUGGUUGAGCCCUUGAGCGUGGCGGUGCAUGGAGCCCGUCUCUCGCCCCUGGAACCCGGACGCAGCAUUCUCGUGCAGGGAUCGGGAACCGUUGGUCUUCUCACGGCGGCAACUGCUCUCGCGUUUGGAGCGGGACCAAUCUUCAUCUCGGACAUUAAUCAAGCCAAGCUUGACUUUGCCAAGACCUUUAUAGAGUGUUGGACGUUUGUCCCUGACGCGGCGCUCACGCCCGGGGAGAACGCGGCAAGGUUCAAGAAGCGGACGGGGCAGAGGGACGGCGUGGACAUUGUCUUUGAAUGCACAGGCUCCGAACCAGCUAUUCAAACAGGACUUCACGCUCUGGCAGCAGGCGGCACCUUUGUGCAGAUAGGCAUUGGCAAGUCGGAACAAGUGCUGCCGCUCACGCUGAUGUGCGAAAAGGAAGUCAAUUUCCAGAGCUCGUUCCGGUACGGGCCCGGCGACUUUGAUCUUGCCAUCCGCUUGCUGGAGGCACAGAAGUUCUCCGUCAAGUCGUUCAUCAGCAGCGUCUUUCCGUUCCACAAGGCUGCCGAGGCGUGGGAAGAGACGCGGCAGGGCAGGGGCGUCAAGAAUCUGAUUCAAGUCACGGGGGACUAG
Molecule: messenger RNA, 1071 nt
Organism: Metarhizium album ARSEF 1941
Lineage: Eukaryota; Fungi; Ascomycota; Sordariomycetes; Hypocreales; Clavicipitaceae
Product: alcohol dehydrogenase
Exons: 3
Coding region: 1-1071 (356 amino acids)
Biological process (GO): D-sorbitol catabolic process
Molecular function (GO): L-iditol 2-dehydrogenase (NAD+) activity; zinc ion binding
Source: RefSeq, a predicted model, not a curated record